This is a messenger RNA of Daldinia loculata, 1921 nucleotides long. RefSeq lists its product as uncharacterized. The coding region runs from base 1 to 1656 and encodes 551 amino acids. Lineage: Eukaryota; Fungi; Ascomycota; Sordariomycetes; Xylariales; Hypoxylaceae. The transcript is spliced from 2 exons. The record is from RefSeq and is a predicted model, not a curated record.
AUGACCGACUUCAGCUGGCUUCGGCUCGGGCAGCGUUCUCGUACCCCUAGCAUCCCCCGAACGCCAACGUCCCCUGAACGCGCGCCGAGACGGGCCGCCAGCAACUUGAGUCUAGCCAGCCACUCUUCGCACGAGCCAUUAACCGGUAGCAGUAGUGCUAGUUUGUUUAUCCGCGAACAGGAUAAGAUAUGGUAUAACCCCUCGCUAGACCAGAUGGUCGAGGCGCUCCAGGUCGUUCUCAUGACCCAGGGGGCACUACGACCCAUCCCCAUCGAGUACAAUUCGUAUAUCCUACACCUAAUCGAAGGAUUCGCCAACGCCCAAGAGAGGAUUCAGACCAUCGAUGCUGCUUACACCGAAGCUAGGCACUCGCUUGAGUAUCACCUGGAGCAUUUCAAGGCUGUAGCCGACGAGUGGCUGGAACGCGAGAGUCAGUAUAAAGCCGAGAUCAAACGGCUUGAAGUACUACUGUCGAGAACGUCCAGUGAUGGUCUAGAAGCAGUGGCGCUUGCCAGGACGAAUAGUGUCGUUGAUAGGAAUGGUCCUCAGGCUAAGCAGUUCGUCUCUAAAUUGAAGCGCCUCAGCACGCAAACUGUGCAAGAUGCGUCUCUUGACGUACCUGGAGACAUGGACAAAUACGGAACCAAGCCGGUACCCAAAGUACUCGACAGUAACAGCGACUUCCUCAUGAGCGAGAGGAUACGGCGACAUGAUACUGUCAUAAAUGCUAGUAUGACUCACCCUAAAGGUAGGCGUCGACGCUAUGAGACAGCAGUGACCCCAGGAGCGAGUGAAGAUUCGUCUGGGCCAGAGAAAAAAACAGUGGAACCCACAGUUUCUACCGGUCAAAUAACGCCAAAGCCACUAUUCUCGGAUGAUGUAUCCGAUGCGUCUGAGAUAGACAGAAGAAGAGGAACAGGGAUAAAAACGUCUGGGUGGCGUAGAAAGCAAGCUAGGCGGCAGAUAUUGGAAAACUUACUAGACUGCGAGGAACCUCUCAUUGGCAGCAGCGAUGACGCCUCUUUACACUCAGAGAACGUUCACCAGCAUCUAAGCGGCUGUAGGCUCGAUGAGGCGCCAAAGGACAUAGGUCUCCACCUCGACGAAAGACGCCUACGAUGCCUGUCUGGGUUCUCGUUUGUGCCUGGAGACGACGUAUCUCCUGUUCUCACGAGCGGCGGCUCUGGCAGUAAAACUCUAGCGGGGGCUUCUCCUAGGAGAAACGAGGAUAGAGAUGCUGAGCUAUGGAAACCCAGAUUUAAAAACAUGAAAGAGAACUCAACCGAGGAGAUAAGCGAAGGACCGGUGGGUGACUUGUCUAGCUGCCCGGAGUCUUGGGAAGACCGGUGGUCAUCAGCCGCGGAAAAGAUCUGCUCACAAGAUUCGUGUACGAGCAGUCUAGACACAGUAAUUCAAGCAGCUACAGGGAGCCCGUCGGUGGCUGCUUACUUGGAUUCUCCAAGAGUACCAAUAGCAUUACCAAUGUCACUCGAUAGCAACAGGGUCCGGAGUCCUAGCUCAGCAUUUGAGUUAACUAGUAGGCGUACAACACUCUCGCCAACGCCGGGGGGUGAAGGCAGUGAGUAUAUCAAGGCAACGGGCCCGGUAACUAAGGGCACGGACAAGGCCGGGAACCAAUGUCAUAAUAAUGUAUGAGGCGUUGGGUAGUGUAUCACCAAUACAUGUAGAAAGGAUGGAGUAAGUAACGUUUAUGCGGUGAUUCUUGGACGGUGGAUUUAAUCUUCGAGGGAUCCAUCUGUUCGCGAUACCUAUCGAGCUCGUGCUCACAAGGUUCUAGGCUAAUCCUAUACAAGUGAAGAAAAAAAACUUGAUCUAUGUAGUCCGGGUGUUUUACACAUGUAAUUCCAUAAAAGCCUUCCCGAAAUCCUACAGCGUCUAGAUUAAACGCCUUCUAUGAGUA